AGACACAACUGCCGGAGACACAACGUCCCCAAGGACACCAUCGAGGGGGCACUCAGGCCAGUGAGUGACUACAGGUCCGGCUUCGGCCGGGCGGACGGGGAGUACUGGCUGGGCCUGCAGUCCCUGGCCCUGCUGACCCUCCAGGCCCGUUACGAGCUGCGGGUGGAGCUCGAGGACUUCGAGAACAACUCGGCCGCGGCCACCUACGGCUCCUUCGCGCUGUCCCCCACCGCGGUCAGCGCCGAGGAGGACGGCUACGCCCUGCACGUGGCCGGAUUCGUGGACGGAGGAGCCGGCGACUCCCUGAGCUACCACAACGGCCAGAAGUUCUCCACCUUCGACCGCGACCAGGACCUCUUCGCCCAGAACUGCGCCGCCCUCUCCUCGGGGGCCUGGUGGUUCCGCAGCUGCCACUUCUCCAACCUCAACGGCUUCUACCUGGCCGGGCCUCACCUGUCCUACGCCAACGGCAUCAACUGGGCCCAGUGGAAAGGUUUCUACUACUCCCUCAAGCGCAGCGAG
Cyanistes caeruleus (blue tit) is the source of this 522-nucleotide messenger RNA. Lineage: Eukaryota; Metazoa; Chordata; Aves; Passeriformes; Paridae. The record is from RefSeq and is a predicted model, not a curated record.